Messenger RNA from Aspergillus mulundensis, 1230 nucleotides. Its product is annotated as serine/threonine-protein kinase. The record is from RefSeq and is a predicted model, not a curated record. Gene Ontology annotation, molecular function: calcium/calmodulin-dependent protein kinase activity; ATP binding. NCBI's taxonomy places the organism in Eukaryota, Fungi, Ascomycota, Eurotiomycetes, Eurotiales, Aspergillaceae. Gene Ontology annotation, biological process: cellular response to oxidative stress; protein phosphorylation. The coding region runs from base 1 to 1230 and encodes 409 amino acids. The transcript has 4 exons.
AUGUUCAGUAAGCUGUCGGGACAGCCCGAGAGCUACGAGAAAAAGUCGCUGUAUCGCUUUGGAAGAACCCUCGGUGCCGGAACAUAUGGUAUUGUCCGCGAAGCAGAUUGUUCAUCGGGAAAGGUUGCAGUUAAGAUUAUCUUGAAGCGGAAUGUCCGGGGCAACGAGCGCAUGGUCUAUGACGAGUUGGACCUGCUGCAGAAAUUGAACCACCCUCACAUCGUUCACUUUGUUGAUUGGUUUGAGUCCAAGGACAAAUUCUACAUCGUCACUCAAUUGGCCACUGGUGGUGAACUGUUUGACAGAAUCUGCGAGUACGGCAAGUUCACAGAGAAGGAUGCUUCGCAAACAAUCCGCCAAGUCCUUGACGCCGUCAACUACCUGCAUCAACGGAAUAUCGUCCACCGAGACCUGAAACCUGAAAACCUCCUCUACCUUACUCGUGAAAUCGACUCGCAACUAGUCCUCGCCGAUUUCGGUAUCGCGAAGAUGUUGGAUAACCCAGCCGAGGUCCUGACCAGCAUGGCGGGAUCAUUCGGUUAUGCUGCCCCCGAGGUCAUGCUCAAGCAAGGGCACGGCAAAGCCGUCGACGUCUGGUCUCUGGGCGUCAUCACCUACACUCUGCUCUGCGGAUACUCGCCCUUCCGAUCCGAGAACCUAACCGACCUCAUCGAAGAGUGCCGAUCCGGCCGCGUUAUCUUCCACGAGCGCUACUGGAAGGACGUCUCAAAAGACGCCAAGGACUUCAUCCUCAGCCUCCUCCAGGUCGACCCGUCCAAGCGGCCCACAUCCGACGAAGCCCUGAAGCACCCCUGGUUGAAGGGAGAAUCCGCCAGCGACCGCGACUUGCUUCCCGAAAUCCGUGCAUACAUUGCUCGCUCUCGCCUCAAGCGCGGCAUUGAGAUCAUCAAACUCGCCAACCGCAUCGAAGCACUCAAGAUGCAGGAGGAAGACGAGGAAGAUAUCCCCAGUGCCGUCGAUGUACAACCCUCAGAAGAAUCCGGCAAGCCCGGUCUGUCACCCUUCCCCGCUCUCUCAUCGGAAAGCGGCAAUACACCCCCUGCUUCAUCCGCCGAUGAAGAAGCAGGCGGCACCAAGAAGCGCAGCUUGAGCAAGAUCGCGCGAGGUGCCAUCUUCCGCGAGGUCGUCCUCGCCAAGGUACGCGAGAUGAAGGAGAACGAAGAACGUGAAAAGGUCGAGCGCCAGGCUCGCGAGCGAGCCCAGUCAUAG